This is a messenger RNA of Cicer arietinum (chickpea), 1606 nucleotides long. Its product is annotated as aspartic proteinase PCS1-like. The record is from RefSeq and is a predicted model, not a curated record. Gene Ontology annotation, biological process: proteolysis. Gene Ontology annotation, molecular function: aspartic-type endopeptidase activity. Gene Ontology annotation, cellular component: extracellular region. NCBI's taxonomy places the organism in Eukaryota, Viridiplantae, Streptophyta, Magnoliopsida, Fabales, Fabaceae.
CAAAAGAAAGACUCGCACUCUUUUUCGGCAUAGAAGCUAUAAGAUAUACCAACUCAACCAAAUAAAACGCGUCCUUGUUUUGGAGGCUCUCAACUCUUUUUCCAUUUUUCUUUUUCACUUCACACUUCAAUUUAUUUUUGGCUAUAUAUAAAUACAAACUUCUUAACCUCAAAUCAAACCUAGCCACAUUCCUCGUUCACAAUUUCACAAACAAACUCUACCAAACAUAAAAUCCACAAUCAAACGAAACAAAAUCCUCUGUUUUUCAAUGGCUCUGUUUUCCUCUGUUCCACUCUGCAUAUUUCUCUUACCCUUAUUUUUCUUCACAUGUUUCUCAACAAAACCUAUCAACAACCAUGUAAAUGAUUCUUUCUCCCUUUCUUUUUCUUUAACAUCACUUCCAAUCUCAUCAAAUUCAAAAACCAAAACCAAUUCAAAGUUUACAACCCUUUCAACAUCUUCAUUAAAUGUAAAAUCUUCUUUCAAAUAUUCAAUGGCUCUUGUUGUUACUCUUCCCAUUGGAACUCCACCACAGCUUCAACAAAUGGUUCUGGACACUGGCAGCCAACUUUCAUGGAUUCAAUGUCACAAUAAAACACCAAAAAAACAACAACCUACAACGUCCUUUGAUCCUUCUCUUUCUUCUUCAUUCUAUGUUCUUCCUUGUAACCACCCUCUUUGUAAACCCCGUGUUCCCGAUUUUACCCUUCCUACCGAUUGCGAUGAGAAUCGUUUAUGUCACUAUUCUUAUUUCUAUGCCGAUGGAACUUACGCUGAGGGUAAUUUGGUCAGAGAAAAAUUAACUUUUUCGCCUUCCCAAAGUACCCCUCCCAUCAUCCUCGGUUGUGCUACUCAAUCCGACGAUGCUGCGGGUAUUUUGGGAAUGAAUUUGGGUCGACUCUCUUUUCCUUCACAAGCUAAGAUUACUAAAUUCUCGUAUUGUGUCCCUACCAAACAAACCGAACCAGUAACAGGUUCUUUUUAUCUAGGAAACAAUCCUGAUUCGUCACGUUUUCAAUACGUUGACUUGAUGAGUUUUAGUCAAAGUCAACGCAUGCCGAACUUGGACCCUUUAGCUUACACGCUCCCGUUGCAAGGGAUUAGUAUUGGAGGAAAGAAAUUAAACAUUCCUCCAUCUGUUUUUAAACCUAACGCGGGUGGGUCGGGUCAAACUAUGAUUGAUUCUGGAUCCGAAUUAACUUACUUGGUGGACGAGGCUUAUGAUAUUAUACGUGAGGAGUUGGUUAAAAAGGUGGGGCCCAAAAUUAAAAAGGGCUACGUGUAUGGUGAUGUAGCUGACAUUUGUUUUGAUGGUAAUGCCAUUGAGAUCGGACGGUUGGUGGGGGAUAUGGUGUUUGAGUUUGAGAAAGGUGUCAAUAUAGUCAUUCCAAAAGAGAGGGUUCUUGCUGACGUGGGUGGUGGGGUCCACUGUUUGGGAAUCGGAAGAUCCGAAAGACUAGGUUCGGGCGGUAACAUUAUUGGCAACUUCCAUCAACAAAAUCUAUGGGUAGAGUUUGAUCUCGCCAAUCGUAAAGUGGGUUUCGCUGAGGCUGAUUGUAGUAAAUCAACUAAAUAAAACAUCAUAAACAAAAUAUUUUUUCUACAA